Cervus elaphus (red deer) is the source of this 4692-nucleotide messenger RNA. It is a transcript of the gene NAPEPLD, whose product is annotated as N-acyl phosphatidylethanolamine phospholipase D. Gene Ontology annotation, biological process: N-acylphosphatidylethanolamine metabolic process; N-acylethanolamine metabolic process. Lineage: Eukaryota; Metazoa; Chordata; Mammalia; Artiodactyla; Cervidae. The coding region runs from base 168 to 1580 and encodes 470 amino acids. Gene Ontology annotation, molecular function: N-acylphosphatidylethanolamine-specific phospholipase D activity; zinc ion binding. Gene Ontology annotation, cellular component: cytoplasm; membrane-bounded organelle. The transcript has 5 exons. The record is from RefSeq and is a predicted model, not a curated record.
CGUCCGGCCAUCUUGGUAAAGGCCAGAGCGGCGGCCAGCCCGGGGCUGCCAGAUUCGAAGGUCACGAUGAGUGAGUGAUCGGGCGACGUGGAGCGGAACCUAGCUCGGCCAGGGCCCGGCACGGCCUCGGGCCGCCGGGUGGGCUGCGGCGCCUGCUCGGCCCCGGGAUGGUGCGGCGGCGAGCGCUGAGGCGCUGCCUGCAGCUGCUGGCGCCCUUGGCGGAGCCGGCGCGGCGGGGCCGGGGGCGGAGGAACUCGGGCGCCGGCCGCCGGGGCCCCUCCCGCUGCGCUGGGGCGCUGUGUCCGGGGGCGCUGCGGCCAGUCGCCGAAGAGCCGCAGCUGCAGAGGCGGCGGCGCGCGCGCCUGACCGCCCCCCGCGCCAGGUCUUCACCAAAGAACAUGGAUGAAAAUGAAACCAACCAGCCCCUGAUGACAAGUAGCCAGUAUCCUAAAGAAGCAGUAAGAAAGCGCCAAAAUUCACGGAAUUCUGGAGGACGUGAUUCUUCUAGGUUUUCCAGGAAGACUUUCAAACUGGAUUACAGACUAGAAGAAGAUGUAACUAAAUCAAAGAAAGGGAAGGAUGGGAGAUUUGUUAACCCUUGGCCAACGUGGAGAAAUCCCUCUAUUCCAAAUGUUCUCAGAUGGCUGAUAAUGGAAAGAGAUCACAGCAGUGUUCCAUGCUCCAAAGAGGAGCUUGAUAAAGAACUCCCGGUGCUGAAGCCAUAUUUUAUUGAUGACCCUGAAGAAGCUGGAGUGAGGGAAGCUGGCUUAAGAGUCACAUGGCUGGGACACGCGACAGUGAUGGUGGAAAUGGACGAGCUCAUCUUGCUCACAGAUCCCGUCUUCAGUGCUCGGGCCUCCCCAUUGCAGCACGUGGGCCCCAAGCGGUUUCGUCGUCCCCCAUGCGCUGUCGCCGAGCUGCCCCGGAUAGACGCGGUCCUUGUCAGCCACAAUCACUAUGACCACCUGGACUACAAUUCUGUCAUCGCUCUCAAUGAGCGAUUCGGUAACGAGCUGAGAUGGUUUGUGCCUUUGGGGCUCCUGGACUGGAUGCAGAAAUGCGGCUGUGAGAAUGUGAUCGAGCUGGACUGGUGGGAGGAGAACUGUGUCCCCGGACAUGACAAGGUCACCUUUGUGUUCACGCCUUCCCAGCACUGGUGUAAAAGGACUCUGAUGGAUGACAACAAGGUUCUCUGGGGCAGCUGGUCUGUCUUGGGGCCUUGGAACCGAUUUUUUUUCGCAGGAGAUACUGGUUAUUGCUCUGCUUUUGAAGAGAUAGGAAAAAGAUUCGGCCCUUUUGACCUUGCAGCUAUUCCCAUUGGAGCGUAUGAACCACGGUGGUUUAUGAAGUACCAGCAUGUAGACCCAGAAGAGGCUGUAAAGAUUCACAUUGAUGUUCAGACAAAGAAGUCUGUGGCAAUUCACUGGGGAACUUUUGCCUUAGCAAAUGAGCAUUAUUUAGAGCCUCCAGUGAAACUGUGUGAAGCUCUAGAAAGGUAUGGACUUAAGACUGAGGAUUUUUUUGUCCUGAAGCAUGGCGAAUCAAGAUACCUUAAUACUGAUGAUGAAGAUGUUGAGUAAUAUGAACAUAAGAGCUUUUCAUGAAAAAGGCAUCAUUUGAUAUACAUGUGAAAAGAUGAAGAAAUUCAUGAAUAUUAUGAUUUUUUACAUUUGGAAACAACUUCUGUAGGUUUAUGUUAUCACCUGAUACUAAUAUGAUUGCUGGUCCAUAUAAACAAGAGUUCAGAGGUGGGUCAUUAAAAUCCACAUUAGCCAACUCAUUAUUUAAGGUCCUGUCUCAGUGACAUAAACACUGCAAUGGGUUUUGUUUUUUUUUUUUUUUUUACACUAAAGCAUUCUGCUUUCAUGGUAGAGUUUUGAGGUUAUGAAAAACCGAUUUUAAAAACUCACUUCUCUUUUUUUAUUCUUAGGGGCCUUCUGCAAGGUAAGUCAAGGCUAUAUACCUACCUAGAUUUUCUCAGAGGCCUGCACAGAGAAACAUUUUUUAUAGUCACAGUCACAGUAAAUUAUGACAUUGAUUCCCAUAUGCUUAUAGCAAUUUGUGCUCUAUUAAGAUUAUGCCAAAUGGUAAGUGAUUUAUUUUUUUAAACAUAAAAACAUAGUUUGGACUAAGUUACCAUUUGUAAAGACAAUUUUUCAAAGAGAGGAACAGGAUAUUCUAUGACACAUCUACAAUCCUUAUGGCAGAAGCCCUCUGAGCUGGGAAGUGUGGUUAUGAGACAUGACUUAUGAAAUUUUCUAUUUCUAAUUUAAAAGUCAGACCUGCUCAGCACAAAUAUAGCUGCAAGGAAAUAAUUUAAAAAGACAAAUGCACAUCUUAUAUGUUGAUAGACCAUAUACUUUGGAUUUUUAUUUUUUCCCUAUUCCAUCUCCUCUCUAUGUAUAUAUACUCAUUUUUUUUUUCUGGUUUCUUAGCUCAAACUCCAAUGUCAGCGAGAUUUAUAAGUAUUCUAUGUUUUACAUGAUUGUGAUGUCUUAUAUUUUUAUAUCAAAUGAUCCUUAAGCACGGUUCUACUUGUAUUAAGCCUGUGUGGAAUGUUAGUGGUUAGUAAGACACAGUGAUUUAGUCGUAGACGGGCUCUACAGGUACUUGGUGACUGUAACCCUUCCUAAGGAGGAGAGCCGAGCAGAGAAGCCUGUUCUGUCUCCCUGAUCGAGUCUCAGUAAAAUGAAUUUUAUUCAUACAAAGUAAUCGGAGUACAGGUUUUUCUACACUAAGUGCUACCCGGGCAGUGCCCUGUAAUUUCUUUCGCACAUAUAUGCACGUAGCCAAUCUGAACUUCAGUCCUGCUUCCACCGUGGACUUUCUGUGUGCCUCAGUGUCCUCAUGUGCAAUGACAGGAUGACUCCCACCUACCUCCAAAAGUGAAUAAAUAAUAGUCAUUGGUGGUGGUGGUUUUUUUUUUUUUUAAGCACUUUGAAAAUACACUGCCUACUAUAGAUAGGUAGAUUUGAAAGUGGAAAACAGGCUACUGCUUUUGAUAUAUUUUCAUAUAUUCAAGCAUAUAUAGGAGCAGUAAAACAUUGAGGACUGACAAGUUUAUCUCCUUUUCCUGCAUUUUGUAAAUUUGCAGAGUUAUAGCCAAAAUAAAUGUAAAUAAUCUUUAUUAAAAUUUCAGUAUUUCUAGCUACAAAGAUGCAGCAAAUUUGUUAAGGGGAAAUGUAUAUGUAAUACAGGUAAAUGUAUAUGAUUUGAGGGCACUAAAGCACAGAAAAUUUCCCCAUAAAAUAAACAUUCAGAAGGGAAAAAAAAACAAAACACUUUCACUCCAAAGGAACAUCUCGCAAGCAGACAGGACUCAAGAUGUUAGGCUUAUUGGUGGAUUAGCUCUGGCACAUGUUGGCCUAAUACUAGCCAGUGCUCUGUGGUCACCUUCCUUGCUGUUGCACGCCAGACUGAAAAUUCAUCUCUUACCUCAUCUCUGUGAAGCAAGCCAUGCGCCUCUUGCUUAGUUAUUUUUUCUCCUUGAAUGGCCUCAAUGUUAAUUUUGUUUUCGCAUGUAUUGUUUCACUGAGGGUCUCCAAGAACUUGAAGUGGACCUGCCUCAUUUUUCUAGGCCUCCUCCAUGCUUUAUAAUUUUUAUCAACAUUAGCAUUCUUGCCACUUUGGGCUUCAUCUUUCCUAUCUACAUUUUGAAGAGUUUUAUGUGCAAAGCAGACAGAUUUUGAAAAAUUAGAGAAAUCCCCUCCGUUCCCUCCAGUCAGUUUAAUACCUUUCAUUUGUCUUAUCCUCUAAGUCAAUUUCAUUUUUCUCUUUGAUUAGCCAGUAUCCAUACCAACAUGUAAGAUUUUAUUGAAAUUCAUUUCUCCUGUGGUCUGAGGAGCACUUUGAUACUCAUUGCCCAAGAGGGUGCAGCCAUCAAAUAGGACCACCUAAAAAAGUAAGAUGUGCCCUGACCUGCAAAGGUAAAGAUCUAACUCUGCAUUUUCACUGUGUGAUUCUUUCUAGAUAGUUAAAAUGACUCCCCCCUGCCGAUUUUCUCUAGCAGUUUGACAUUUCAAACUCAAUGCUCUGAUCCCCAGGAAAUGUUCUUUGAGAAAAAGAAUAGAGGGAGUUUUAGAAUCCAGUGCUGCUACAACACAUUAAAAUCUAAUCUUGAUUUUAAUGUGUGUACAUUUUGAAUAUAUAUUUUCAUUAAAUGAGGAAGACUACGCAAAACUGCUAUAAAGAAAUGUGCCUUUCAGGGAAGUAAUACUUAACGUUUGCAUCACUGAAAAUGAUUCUUAGUGCUCAUAAUGUACAGCUAGUUGAGAAUUUUCAUCAUAUACUGAAUGUUUUCUACUGUAAAAAAUAUUUCUCCCAAGUUUCAUCUCUGUAUCAGUAUAACCCUGAGAAAGCACAUUUUCUGUUUGAGGAUUUGUAACUUCCUAUGGAAAUCUACGUAUUUAGAAAUGAAAUUUAAAGUACUCUUAAAGAUUUGCCUUAAAUAUGUGAAUAGGAAACCUGCUUGCAAACUGAUUUACUUAAUAACUAAGCAUGGUGGUGGUCAUGAAAUUGAAUAUUACAAAACAUGGGGAUGUGGGGUAGAGAAGGGGAAGUCAAACAUAGCAAAUUGUUACAGUAGUUUAUGGGACAAAAAUACUAUUAAAAUAACUGCUGAGAAUUUUUAUCUUAUAAUUUUAGUCAUGUAAAAUAUAGAUGAAAAUUAAUAAAACUUUUCACUUAAAGGGA